AUGGCCACACAGGUGGUGAUGAGUGGAUCAGUGAUGGUGCGCCGUUCUGGUCACAACACCGGGUGUGUGUUGAAUGUAAUCACGCCUGCGCCUCUUCGCCUGGUGUCUCACUGCUGACGGUUGCUGGUCGUGACAAGGAGAUCCAGGUUGUUCUCAAAUAUUCUGUUAGUCAUGUGAGCCUUGUGUCCAUUGUGUGCCAUUUUGAAAUCAUUUCUGAGAGGAACUGUUAACUUUUUUGUCUGGUUCUCUGUAUUCCACCUUGCUGUUUCCCUGACCCCUUUGAAGACAUUUCUACUCUCAUUUAAGAAAAUUCAUAAAUGUCUAAAUGAAAGUAAACGUCUGUUUCCUGUGACUUAUUUCAAUUAAAAGGAGCGCAUUGUAUGUAUAUAAGUUUUAUACCGUGCGUGUGUGACGCUUGUAUGCAUAUCACACCUGUCUGCGCAGGCUUGCAUGUGUAUUGUAUAACCCCUCCCCCCCCGGCACACACAGACAGGUGUGUAACAUACUCACUUGGUGGGAACUGUAACAAAGUUCAUGUAGUGAGGCUCGCUGCAUGGUACAGACUGCUCAGCCCCCUCACACGUCCGGACCGUGCAAUUAUGAGUAAGCAAUGUUCCCUCUAAACUGAGUGCGUGCUUGGCCGUGCACGUCUCCCAGGGCUGCCACGCAGAAGAAAUGCCAGGCUGCACAGAGACGCAAGAGAUUGAACUUCACUGAGUUGGCCCCAUUAGUUUGCGGUAUAUAGAUCAAUGUUUUUUCUGUGAUCGAAUCAACAUAUCAGCCCCUUUUCAAUGCAACAAACCAAAACCAAUCUAACUUUGCAAGAUUGAGUCUGUGAUUUUUUUGUAGGCAGAGCCAGCACGCAAUGGAGUUAUAGAUAAGUAUAGGUCAGCAAUGGGGAGUUACAGCUUCCUACAAGAGGACAAAACAUGUAGGCUACAUUUCAAGCUGUCUUUGAAAAGCCUGUCAGUUAAAAAGCUUAUGUCUUAAUUAAAGGGGCACUGUUGUAUUUUGAGACAGGCUUGAAUAUGCAAAUAAACCAAUAAGCAGAGGGGUAGCCUAUAUUGUCUAAUUCUCUGUAUGGUGUUAAUAAUUUAUUUUCUAAAGUGGUUUCUUGCAUUAUACAACAAAAUACAAUGCAAUUGACAGUCACCUAUUUGGCCCAUAUGGAGUUACAGACCAGGUAAAAAUCAUUAAUUAGUGUCAAGCUUAAUUUUUAAAAGUCUCAUGCAAUGUAGGCCUGCAUUGAACACCACAUAUAGGCUACUGUAGGCUAUAUCAUAGAAAUCAAAAUCUAUUUCCAUGUGAAAGUGUUAUGAUUGGCUCCAUUGGUUUUGUUGGUAGGCUUACAUUAUGAUCAAAUAGCCACAAUAGCCUAUUGGCUACUGUCUAAAACUGUAAGGGUACAAUUUCAGUGUUCAUUGUAAACACGUGCUGGAGGUUGCACAAAAUUCUCACAACGUUCAAGUUUUCGCUCACAAGACCUAAAAUUUGCUCAGAGCCCCAAGACAUUUGAGGGCACAUUGAGUCUAAAGAAAAUGUUAAAUUAGACCCGGUACUGGAAUAGUGACAUCCAUGAGGUUCUGGGUUAAUUUGACCUGCAAUUUGACCUUGACCAUGGUCUACAUAAUUUUUGACUGGUGUGUCCUAAAAACAAGAUGCUUCUUCACAGGAAUGGUGCAACCAGAAAGUAAUCAGAUUACGGUGUGUUCCGGUGACAUGCAUGGCUUUCUCGUGGCUUUAUUUUACUAAAUAACUAUGAAUUAAUGGACUUAUUUUCAAAUAAUUGUCAACAUAUAACAUCACAUUAAGGUGUGGGACGUCCACUGUAUUACAAGGAACAAUAGCAGGUCUAUUUCGCUCCCCUGGGUGGCAUAUUCUGUCUGUUCACAAUUCACCUGUGGGAAAAUGGCGGCUCUCAACCCCCAACAACAGAAAGAGUUGGCCACUACUAUCCGAGAGAUUGUUUGUGAGGAAAUUACCUCUGCCCUCGACUUGCAAUUAAAACCAAUAAAUUAAUAUUUUGCACUGCUCACUUCUAAAGUGGAUACCUACUCAACUGAAGUGGAACGUUUGGAGACAGCAGCCAAUGUGACAGAGGGGCGACUCCAUGACCUGGAAACAGCGCAAACUAAGCUAGAAGGGGAAUCACAAAUCGAUUUCAUACUUUUAUCUACACCUCUAUUUUCUUUAAUUAAGACAUGUGAGCUUGUCUAAAUACCACGAUUACUACUGCCAACUUCACAUUUCAGAAUCUCCUAAAAGAGCCACAAGAUGGCGUUUCAACGUUUCAUUACUACAAAAUCCUAUAUUCUGUGAUAAAUUUGAAAUGGAACUAAAUUAAUUCAUAAUGAUCAAUAACAAUUCAGUCGAUGACCCCCGGAUUCUAUGGGAUGCCACCAAAGGUAAUUAAAUAUAAUGCAACUGCAUUUGCAUCUUGGUUGAAUAAAUCACAAUUAAAGAAACUGUGUUAGAGCGUUCUCAACAAACAUUCUUUUCAGACCAGGUAGCUAUUACUCUUUCCAAAGUCAGAACUUAAAUUAUUGUUAAGACAGAGAGCAGAAUUUGCCAUCCAUCGAGUAAGACUCAACCAUUACUUCCAUGGUAAUCAUCCCAGUCAUUUACUGGCCAACAAGCUAUGCAGUAAUGAUCAAUUAGCUGAGAUAGCAACUAUUGAAUCUGAAACAGGGGAAUUACUAUCAGAACCCAAAUUAAUCAAUCAAAGAUUCUCCCAGUUCUAUAAAGAACUGUACACCUCUGAUUCUAAAUCCACACCAAGCCAGACUAAGUAUUUUCUAAAAGAAUUAAGAACUCCUGUUCUCUCAACAGAGUAGGCCACUUCGCUGGGAGCCCGAAUCUCUCUCAAUGAACUCAAAAGGGUAUUGGAUAGCAUGAAUAAAGCAUGAACAAUACACCUGGAUGGGACAAUAUUCCUCCUGAGGUCUAUUUAACAUUUUGGAAUCAGUUAGGUCCACCAUUGGGCAAAACGAUUAAUACAGACGUUCACAAAGGUUCAUUUGGGAGAGAUGUGAAUACAGCACUAAUUUCACUUUUAUUUAAAAAAGGUAAGGAUACCACCAGUGUUCUCACUGUUGGCCCCUAUCUUUGAUAAACACAGAUAUUUCUAAAAUGUUGUCGUCCCGUCUAGAGACUUACUUACCGAAACUAUUCUACACAGACCAAAGCAGGUUUGUUAAAAAGCAUUUACCCUUGGAUGACCUCCGUCGACUAUUACAUACCUUAGAUGCUUCAUCAGAAACAACAGCUCCUUAUCUCUCGAUACAGAAGAAGCUUUUGAUAGACUAGAAUGGUCAUAUGCCUGGUCAGUCUUGGAACAUAUGGGAAUUGGCUCCAACUUCAUUCAUAUGAUUAAAAUACUAUGUACCAAUCCCUCAGCCAUAGUUACUGUAUAACAGGGAAUAUCUGCUCUGCUUUGUUCAGAAUUAUUAGAAGCAGCAGACAAGGCGAUCCAAUUUUGCUUUUGCUAUUCUUAUUAUCCAUGGAACCCCUGGCCCGAGGCAGUUCGUCAAUCGAAGGAAAUAAUAUUGAUUUCCCUAAAAUCUACUCAUCAUUUAAUCUCAUUAAACGCAGACGAUAUUUUACUCUAUCUAGACAAUGUAUCUCAAUUGCUCCCAAACGCAUCGAAGAUCAUAGAUACAUGUUGCUUAAUCUCAAGCUAUAAAAUGUAUCUAACCAAAUCAGUCCUAUUGCCUCUCAAGACCCCGAUGGAGGACUUACAUUGUUGCAUGGGGGACAUAUUUUAGAGAUGGAGCCAUCGCUAAGCAACAGUCUAAGGUUUGAGAGAGGGAGGAGAAGGUGAAGCCCACAAACUCUGUGAGCUCUCAAGACGGCUAGUUAAUUGUUUUAUUGUUUUAAAAAGUUAGUUUAACUCCAUCUGAGGAACCCCAUUAAUGAACUGUUAGCCCCAGCCCCGCAUUCCCGACCACCAUGAGGACAGCGUUUUUUGUUGUUGUUGGGGUUCAACUGGCAUCGGAAGACCUCUGCUUUUGCUCUCCUCAACAGUUGGAAAUGCUGUGAGAGACUGAGCUCUGUGUGACAGGCCCGUUGGACUGUUUGCUGUCCUCAACAGUUGGAGAUGCUGUGAGAGACUGAGCUCUGAGUGACAGGCCCGUUGGACUGUUUGCUCUCCUCAACAGUUGGAGAUGCUGUGAGAGACUGAGCUCUGAGUGACAGGCCCGUUGGGACUGUUUGCUCUCCUCAACAGUUGGAGAUGCUGUGAGAGACUGAGCUCUGAGUGACAGGCCCGUUGGACUGUUUGCUCUCCUCAACAGUUGGAGAUGCUGUGAGAGACUGAGCUCUGAGUGACAGGCCCGUUGGGACUGUUUGCUCUCCUCAACAGUUGGAGAUGCUGUGAGAGACUGAGCUCUGAGUGACAGGCCCGUUGGACUGUUUGCACUCGUGUGCUUAUCAUCAGUCACACACAUGUGACCUGGAUUCCGGGCUGUGAGUUUCAUUGGAUUGGGGACUAAUUACUCUGCUAUUUCUUUUAUUGGUUUGAAGGGGAUCUUCAAUCCCUCGUACCAGGUCCUAAAUAAGUGUAUAUCUGUGAUUUAUUUGAGCAUUGAAAUGUGUUAAAUAAUAAUUGUUGGGUUACAUAUGAUUCCAGUUUGAGCUUUCUACUGAGACUGAUUUGAUUGAGAUUACACUUACGUCUUGAGUUCAAUAAUAAUUAAUAACUGUUCAUUCCUUGCUUUAGUUAAAGGGAUAUUUAAUUGGUGUGUAGUUCUAUAUACUGUGUAGGCAUAUUAUAUUUCCUAGUGGAUAAACUAUGGGUGUUUCUCAAAAUGCAUACUAUGGUGCUCCUAGCACGCAAAUUGGAGCACGGGAGGGUCGGAGUAUGAGUCCAAAUCAAAGUAUGCGAAACGGUGCACAGGGGGCACUUCUCGAAUGCGUGCUCCAUUUGUACAUAUUUUGAAGCAUACAUCGAUGCAAGCUUCAAUGGAAAGUAUGCAAAGAAAUAUGAUGCAACCACAUAAAAAUGACCCAAAUGUUAUUGAAAUCAAUGGCAGCCAUUAUUAUAGCUGAAGUGAGAGAAAAUACACUCCGACUUCGGAAUGAAAUGUUGCCUAUUCACAUCUCAUAUCUUGCCUGACUACAAUAUUGUAUCUUGAUAUGUUAAUAAAUACAUGCUGUGUUCAUUUGGCAUGGUUACCUGCCUACAAUACCCACUGUAGGUCGUAAGCCCAUAGUAAGUCAACAGAGCUAACUGGCUAGCUACUACUGUUAGCUAGCCAGAUAGCAAUGAAGAAUUGUUAGCUAGCUACCCACGAAGAAUUGACAUCUGCCAUGGAUAAAAUUGGUUUUAGGUCAUUUUUGCCUGUUAUAAUAUCUGGUUAGCUACAUUAUUACGAUUCACAUAUAUCUAGCUGAUAAUUAUCAAGUAAAAUGUUUGUUUUGUGUAUAUCUUGUUUCGUCUCUAUUGUUGCCAUUGUCCUGGCUGGAUGAAGGUUCAGUGAGCGUGCAGCGUGAUGUAGUACAGUAGGGGGCGUGCGAGUGCUUCUCAAAUGAAAUGUUUUAUGUGUUCUCCACACUCUCGUCCUCACAAGAACGCACUGAAGAGAACGUCCUCUGAGAAUGCACUUGGAGCAUGAGACUGUGGAGCACAGUAGUAUGCAUAUUGAGAAACACCCUAUAUAUUCUUUAGGGGUAUUUCACCUACUAGGUGGAGGCUCUGCACUACUUUAUGGUUAGGCCCACACAUACACGUACAUUUUUACAUGCUGCCUGCUUACAGACCACAUCGUUUAUUAUUGGUCCGCUAAUACUAGUAAAGGCCCAGUGCACUACCUUUGUGAUUUGUUUUUACAAAAUGUAUUUUGUAUUUGAGUGUUUACCAGCAUUUGUAACUUGAGUCUGGUAAUUAUCUGUACAAAACAGUUAAUCUGAUAAUACUUGUGGAAUAUAAAAAUACUUGCUUGAUAUAUGUUUUCCAGUUUCAUGAAAUACUUUGCAAAUGCAACUUAUUUAUAUGUGUAAACUGAAAUGGUCUAUUCAUUCCUUUCAGUAGAUGCUCUUAUUCAGAGCAACUUACAUUAGUGAGUGCAUACAUUUUCAUACUGGUCCCCGAUGGGAAUAGAACCCACAACCCUAGCAUUGCAAACGCCAUGCUCUACCAACUGAGCCACAUCACCACAAUCACUUGCUGUCUCAAUGUACUCAAUUACUGUAUUGUGCAUUGUUUUUCUUCAUGGUGAUGGAAUGGUACCAAACCUAGAUGACCAGCCUAUGUACGAUACAUUAAUGUACAUUUACAUUAAGUGGUUUGUAAGGAUGGUAAAUUAAUACUGCACAAAAAGUUGUUAUUUGAUCAAGAAAAAUCUUUAAUUUGAUGUGGAGUCUGCUCUGCUCUCAUGUGGUUGGCUAGGGACCGUGGCAAAGUCUCAGCUCACUCAAUAAAUAGCUGCAGAUGACCCCUAAGCCUGUUACCUCUUAUGGGAAUGAGCUUAAUACCCCCUCUGACUUUAAAUAUCCUAGGGGGCUUGGGCUAAUGCACCUAAAUGUGCGAAGUAUGAUUUCAAGAAUGGACACAAGUGACAUUUGGGUACAGGACUCAUGUCCUGACAUUCUAGUUCUCUCGGAAACAUGGUUAAAUGGUUCUGUAUCUGAUAGAGACAUUGAAUUAUACUGAACAAAAAUAUGAACGCAACAUGCAACAAUUUCAACGAUUCUACUGAGUUACAGUUCAUAUAAGGAAAUCCGUCAAUUGAAAUAAAUGUAUUAGGCCCUAAUCUAUGGAUUUCACAUGACUGGGCAGGGGAGGGGGCAAAGGCCCACCCACUUGGGAGCCAGGCCCACCCACUGGGGAGCCAGGCCCAGCCAAUUAGAAUUAGUUUUCCCCCACAAAAGGGCUUUAUUACAGACAGAAAUACUCCUCAGUUUCAUCAGCUGUCCUGGUGGCUAGUCUCAGACGAUCCCGCAGGUGAAGAAGCCGGAUGUGGAGAUCCUGGGUUGGCGUGGUUACACGUGGUCUGCUGUUGUGAGGCCAGUUGGAUGGACUGCCAAACUCUCUAAAACAACGUUGGAGGCUGCUUAUGGUAGAGAAAUGAACAUUCAAUUCCAUGGCAACAGCUCUGAUGGACAUUCCUGCAGUCAGCAAGCCAAUUGCACGCUCCCUCAAAAGUUGAGACGUCUGUGGCAUUGUGUUGUGUGACAAAACUGCACAUUUUAGAGUGGCCUUUUUUUGUUCCCAGCACAAGGUGCACCUGUGUAAUGAUUAUGCCGUUUAAGCAGCUUCUUGAUAUGCCACACCUGUCAGGUGGAUGGAUUAUCUUGGUAAAGGAGAAAUGCUCACUAACAGGGAUGGAAACACAUUUGUGCACAAAAUAUGAAAUAAGCUUUUUGUGCAUAUGGAACAUUUCAGCUCAUUUUACAUUUUUAGUCAUUUAGCAGACACUCUUAUCCAGAGCGACUUACAUGAGCAAUCAGGGUUAAGUGCCUUGCCCAAGGGAACAUCGACAGAUUUUUCACCUAGUCGGCUCGGGGAUUAGAACCAGCAACCUUUCAGUUACCGGCACAACGCUCUUAACCACUAAGCUACCUGCUGAAACAUGGGACCAACAGUUUACAUGUUGUGUUUAUAUUUUUGUUCAGUAUAAAUUAUUAUAAUGUAUUUAGAUGUGUCAUAUUACAGAAAGGGGGAAGACUGGCCAUAUAUGUAAAAUCUGAUUUCUGUUCCCAAGAAAUGUGAGCUCAUAGUUGUGUCCAUAAACCAGAAUACACAAUUGUUUUGUUGCUGGGAUUUACCGCCCCCUUGCUGCCAUGGAGGAUGCUAUUGGUGCAAUAGCUCAGGGUUUCCCGAACUCGGUCCUGGGGCACCACUGGGUGCACGUUUUGUUUUUUGCCAAAGCACUACACAGCUGAUUCAAAUAUUCAAAACUUGAUGAUGAGUUGGUUAUUUGAAUCAGCUGUGUACAGUGGCUUGUGAAAGUAUUCACCCCCCUUGGCAUUUUUCCUAUUUUGUUGCCUUACAACCUGGAAUUAAAAUGGAUUUUUUGGGGGUUUGUAUCAUUUGAUUUACACAACAUGCCUAUCACUUUGAAGAUGCAAGAUAUUUUUUAUUGUGAAACAAACAAGAAAUAAGACAAAAAAAACAGAAAACUUGAGCGUGCAAAGUCAAUACUUUGUAGAGCCACCUUUUGCAGCAAUUAUAGCUGCAAGUCUCUUGGGGUAUGUCUCUGUAAGCUUGGCACAUCUAGCCACUGGGAUUUAUGCCCAUUCUUCAAGGCAAAACUGCUCCAGCUCCUUCAAGUUGGAUGGGUUCCGCUGGUCUACAGCAAUCUUUAAGUCAUACCACAGAUUCUCAAUUGGAUUGAGGUCUGGGCUUUGACUAGGCCAUUCCAAGACAUUUCAAUGUUGCCCCUUAAACCACUCAAGUGUUGCUUUAGCAGUAUGCUGUCACGAUCGUUGAGAGACGGGUCGGACCAAGGUGCAGCGUGAAAAGCGUACAUGUUUAUUAACUAAAUAAACAUUAAACAAAACAAGAAACAACGUAACGUGAAGUCCAAAGGGCCAUACACAUACCAGCCUAACAGGAACAAGAUCCCACAAUACACAGCAGGCAAUGGGCUACCUAAGUAUGAUCCCCAAUCAGAGACAAUGAGCGACAGCUGCCUCUGAUUGGGAAUCAUACCCGGCCAGACAUAGAAAUAGAAAAACUAGAACUGAAACAUAGAAUGUCUAACAUAGAAUUCCACACCCUGACUCAACAAACAAGAGUUCUAUAGGUCAGGGCGUGACAUAUGCUUAGGGUCAUUGUCCUGCUGGAAGGUGAACCCCCAUCCCAGUCUCAAAUCUCUGGAAGACUGAAACAGGUUUCCCUCAAGAAUUUCCCUGUAUUUAGCGCCAUCCAUCAUUCCUUCAAUUCUGACCAGUUUCUCAGUCCCUGCCGAUGAAAAACAUCCCCACAGCAUGAUGCUGCCACCACCAUGCUUCACUGUGGGGAUGGUGUUCUCGGGGUGAUGAGAGGUGUUGGGUUUACGCCAGACAUAGCGUUUUUCUUGAUGGCCAAAAAGCUCAAUUUUAGUCUCAUCUGACCAGAGUACCUUCUUCCAUAUGUUUGGGGAGUCUCCCACAUGCGUUUUGGUGAACACCAAAUGUGUUUGCUUAUUUUUUUCUUUAAGCAAUGGCUUUUUUCUGGCCACUCUUCCGUAAAGCUCUGUGGAGUGUAUGGCUUAAAGUGGUCCUAUGGACAGAUACUCCAAUCUCCGCUGUGGAGCUUUGCAGCUCCUUCAGGGUUAUCUUUGGUCUCUUUGUUGCCUCUCUGAUUAAUGCCCUCCUUGCCUGGUCUAUGAGUUUUGGUGGACGGCCCUCUCUUGGCAGGUUUGUUGUGGUGCCAUAUUCUUUCAAUUUUUUUAUAAUGGAUUUAAUGGUGCUCCGUGGGAUGUUCAAAGUUUCGGAUAUUUUUUAUAACCCAACCCUGAUCUGUACUUCUCCACAACUUUGUCCCUGACCUGUUUGGAGAGCUCCUUGGUCUUCAUGGUGCCGCUUGCUUGGUGGUGCCCCUUGCUUAGUGGUGUUGCAGACUCUGGGGCCUUUCAGAACAGGUGUGACAGAUCAUGUGACACUUAGAUUGCACACAGGUGAACGUUAUUUAACUAAUUAUGUGACUUCUGAAGGUAAUUGGUUGCACCAGAUCUUAUUUAGGGACUUCAUAGCAAAGGGGGUGAAUACAUAUGCACGCACCACUUUUCCAUUAUUUAUUUUUUUGAAUUUUUUGAAACAAGUUAUUUUUUUCAUUUCGCUUCAGCAAUUUGGACUAUUUUGUGUAUGUCCAUUACAUGAAAUCCAAAUAAAAAUCCAUUUAAAUUACAGGUUGUAAUGCAACAAAAUAGGAAAAACGGCAAGUGGUAUGAAUACUUUUGCAAUGCACUGUAGCUGACUCGACGGUUAAACCAUCAACUUCUAGUGAUUUUUUUUUUUCAUUUCAACAGUUUGCUAUUUGUGAUGUGCUAGAUGCCUUGCUUAAGAUUGAUGUAAACAAAAAAAAUCCACUUGACGUGAUAUGCUUGAUCCAUUUCUGCUGCACCUCUCUGCCCCCUGAUUGCUGAAUCACUAACCCAUAUUUUUUACCUAACAAUUAUAUCUGGUACGAUCCCCAAGGUUUGGAAGGCGGCCCAUGUCCUCCUCCUUCACAAAGGUGGUGACCCUUGUGACCUAAAUAAUUAAUCUUCCUAUUUCUAACCUUUCCUGCCUAGCUAAAAUAUUUGAAUCCUUGAUUAAUUCUCAGCUAAGAUCUUUCUUAUCUUUGAAAUAUAUUCUAAAUGUACAGUACCAGUCAAAAGUUUGGACACACCUACUCAUUCCAGGGUUUUUCUUAAUUUUUUUCUGUUUUCUACAUUGUAGAAUAAUAGUGAAGAGAUCAAAACUAUGAAAGAACACAUAUGGAAUCAUGCAGUAACCAAAAAAAAUGUAAACAAAGAAAAAUAUAUUUGAGAUUUGAGAUUAAUCAAAUAGCCACCCUUUGCCUUGAUGACAGCUAUGCACACUCUUGGCAUUCUCUCAACCAGUUUCAUGAGGUAGUCACCUGGAAUGCAUUUCAAUUAACAGGUGUGCCUUCUUAAAAGUUAAUUUGUGGAAUUUCUUUCCUUCUUAAUGCGUUUGAGCCAAUCAGUUGUGUUGUGACAAGGUAGGGGGGGGUAUACAGAAGAGAGCCCUAUUUGGUAAAAGACCAAGUCCAUAUUAUGUCAAGAACAGCUCAAAUAAGCAAAGAGAAACGACAGUCCAUCAUUACUUUAAGACAUGAAGGUCAGUCAACACAGAAAAUUCAAGAACUUUGAACGUUUUUUCAAGUGCAGUCGCAAAAACCAUCAAGCGCUAUGAUGAAGCUGGCUCUCAUGAGGACCGCCACAGGAAUGGAAGACCCAGAGUUACCUCUGCUGCAGAGGAUAAGUUCAUUAGAGUUACCAGCCUCAGAAAUUGCAACCCAAAUAAAUGCUUCACAGAGUUAAAGUAACAUGCAUGUCUCAGCAUCAACUGUUCAGAGGGGUUUACGAUCUGUCACGAUCGUCGUAGGAGUGAGUAGACCAAGGCGCAGCGUGUGAAACAAACAUGACUUUAUUUAAUUAAAGUAUCAAACAAAACACGACUCGUGAAGUCCACGGUUAACAAUACCGACACGGAACAAAAACCCACAACACCCAAGGGAAAACAUACAGUUUAAAUAUGGCUCCCAAUCAGAGACAACCCACAACAGCUGACACUCGUUGCCUCUGAUUGGGAGCCACUCUGGCCAACAUAGACAUAGAACAACUUAGAAUACCCAACAUAGAAAAUGAACACAUAGAAUGAACACACCCUGGCUCAACAUAUAGAGUCCCAGAGCCAGGGUGUGACAGUACCCCCCCCCUAAAGGCGCGGACUGCGACCGCGCCUUAACAAAACCCCAAACAGGGGAGGGCUGGGUGGGCAUUCCUCCUCGGAGGCGGCUCUGGCUCCGGGCUUGACCACCACCCUUCCAUAAUUCCCCCGUAGCGCCCCUGGUCCGGUCUGACCCCGCUGGCUGGAUCUGGACUGGACAUUGACGGAGCGGAUUGCUUACGCUCCGUUGUGGAGCAGCUGACCGGUCUUACCAGGCUGACGACUCGCACCCCGGGCUUGGUGCGAGUAGCAGGAACGGGCUGAACCAGGCUGACGACUCGCACCCCUGGCUUGGUGCGAGUGGCAGGAACGGGCUGAACCAGGCUGACGACUCGCACCCCUGGCUUGGUGCGAGUGGCAGGAACGGGCUGGACCAGGCUGACGACUCGCACCCCCGGCUUGGUGCGAGUGGCAGGAACGGGCCGGACAGGGCUGGCGACGCACACCGUAGGUUUGGUGCGUGGAGCAGGGACAGGCCGGGCUGGGCUGUCGACGCACACCGUAGGCUUGGUGCGUGGAGCAGGGACAGGCCGGACAGGGCUGGCGACGCACACCGUAGGCUUGGUGCGUGGAGCAGGGACAGGCCGGACAGGGCUGGCGACGCACACCGUAGGCUUGGUGCGUGGAGCAGGGACAGGACGGACAGGGCUGGCGACACACACCGUAGGUUUGGUGCGUGGAGCAGGGACAGGCCGGGCUGGGCUGUCGACGCACACCGUAGGCUUGGUGCGUGGAGCAGGGACAGGCCGGACAGGGCUGGCGUCGCACACCGUAGGCUUGGUGCGUGGAGCAGGGACAGGCCGGACAGGGCUGGCGACGCACACCGUAGGCUUGGUGCGUGGAGCAGGGACAGGCCGGACAGGGCUGGCGACGCACACCGUAGGUUUGGUGCGUGGAGCAGGGACAGGCCGGGCUGGGCUGUCGACGCACACCGUAGGCUUGGUGCGUGGAGCAGGAACAGGCCGGGCAGGGCUGGCGACGCACACCGUAGGCUUGGUGCGUGGAGCAGGGACAGGCCGGACAGGGCUGGCGACGCACACCGUAGGUUUGGUGCGUGGAGCAGGGACAGGCCGGGCUGGGCUGUCGACGCACACCGUAGGCUUGGUGCGUGGAGCAGGAACAGGCCGGGCAGGGCUGGCGACGCACACCGUAGGCUUGGUGCGUGGAGCAGGGACAGGCCGGACCGUACUGGGAACACACACCACUGGCUUUAAACGGGGAUCAGGAACGGGCCGGACCGGACUGGCAAUACACCUCAGUACCUCUCGCCGUGCCUCUACGACUUCCUUCCCUCCUCUCGCCAAUGGCUCCCGUAACCCGGUGGCCUUCUCUCCUCGUCUCCUAUUUCGCCCUUUUGGCAGCCUCCUGCUGCCCAGUCGCCCACGCCGUGUGCCCCCCCCCUAAAAAAUUCUUGGGGGUGCCUCUCGUCCGUCCGACGAUGGCACUGCUGACGCCGCUGCUCCUCUCCUGCCUGGGUCUCCCCCUUCAUAGCCCUCCGGUACCGGACGGCCUCCUCCUCGGUAAUCUGCCCCCAACCGAGGAGGACAUCCACCAGCGUCACCUCCUGCGUGUGUUCCUGGACACGCUGCUUGGUCGUUGUAUGGUGGGUUUUUCUGUCACGAUCGUCGUAGGAGUGAGUAGACCAAGGCGCAGCGUGUGAAACAAACAUGACUUUAUUUAAUUAAAGUAUCAAACAAAACACGACUCGUGAAGUCCACGGUUAACAAUACCGACACGGAACAAAAACCCACAACACCCAAGGGAAAACAUACAGUUUAAAUAUGGCUCCCAAUCAGAGACAACCCACAACAGCUGACACUCGUUGCCUCUGAUUGGGAGCCACUCUGGCCAACAUAGACAUAGAACAACUUAGAAUACCCAACAUAGAAAAUGAACACAUAGAAUGAACACACCCUGGCUCAACAUAUAGAGUCCCAGAGCCAGGGUGUGACAGAAUCAGGCCUUCAUGGUGGAAUUGCUGCAAAGAAACCACUACUAAAGGACACCAUUAGGAAGAAGAGACCUGCUUGGGCCAAGAAACACGAGCAAUGGACAUUAGACCGGUGGAAAUUUGUCCUUUGGUCUGGAGUCCAAAUUUGAGAUUUUUGGUUCCAACCGCCGUGUACUUGCGAGACACGGUGUGGGUGAACGGAUUAUCUCUGCAUGUGUAUUUCCCACCAUAAAGCAUGGAGGAGGAGGUGUUAUGGUGUGGGGGUGCUUUGCUGGUUACGCUGUCUGUGAUUUAUUUAGUAUUCAAGGCACACUUAACCAGCAUGGCUACCACAGCAUUCUUCAGCGAUACGCAAUCCCAUCUGGUUUGGUCUUAGUGGAACUAUCAUUUGUUUUUCAACAGGACAAUGACCCAACACACCUCCAGGCUGUGUAAGGGCUAUUAUACCAUGAAGGAGUGUGAUGGAGUGCUGCAUCAGAUGACCUGGCCUCCACAAUCCCCUGACCUCAACCCAAUUGAGAUGGUUUGGGAUGAGUCGGACCGCAGAGUGAAGUAAAAACAGCUAACAAGUGCUCAGCAUAUGUGGGAACUCCUUCAAGAUUGUUGGAAAAGCAUUCCAGGUGAAGCUGGUUGAGAGAAUGCCAAGCAAAACUGUCAUCAAGGCAAAGGGUGGCUAUUUGAAGAAUCUCAAAUAUAAAAUACAUUUUGAUUUGUUUAACACUUUUCUGUUUACUACAUGAUUCCAUAUGUGUUAUUUCAUAGUUUUAAUGUCUUCACUAUUAUUCUACAAUGUAAAAAAUUGUACAAAUAAAGAAGAACCCUUGAAUGAGUAGGUGUGUCCAAACUUUUGACUGGUAGUGUACAUCAGUCGGGUUUUAGACCAUGUCAUAGCACUAUCUCUGCUGCAUCCCUAGUUAUAAAUGAUGUGGUUAACUGUAUGGAUAAAAGGCAACAUUGUGCUGCCCUCUUCAUUGACCUGUCAAAGGCUUUCGAUACUGUUGAUCACUCACUGCUAAUUCAGAGGAUUUCCUCAAUUGGCCUAGACCAGGCUGCAUGUAACUGGUUUAAAAAUUACUUGACAGAUAGAACUCAAUGUAUAUCUACUGAUGGUGUUAAAUCAGGUUUCCUGGAUAUUACGAAAGGUGUCCCGCAGGGGUCGAUUCUGGGUCCUGUACCUUUUACUGUUUACAUUAACAAAAUCAACUUGUCUGUAAAAAUUGUAACCUGCACUUGUAUGCCGAUGAUACUGUUGUAUAUGCUAUUGCCCCCACGGUUGUACAGACUCUAUCUGAACUACAGUCUGCCUUCAUUGUAUUACAAAAACACUUUAUUGACCUGAAAUGAGUACUGAAUGCAGGUAAAACUAAGUAUAUGUUGUUCUCUAGAGCGCAUAAAAAAAGUCUGAUGAUUUAAGCAUAUGUACUUUGGAAGGUGUCUAUUUUGAUCGUGUCCCUGAUUACAAAUAUCUGGGCAUCUGGAUAGAUGAAAAGCUGUCUUUUAAAAAGCAUAGUGAUGAGUUAGUUAAAAAGCUGAGAAUAAAAAUGGGCUUCUUCCAUAGAAAUACAGUAGGUCCUGCCUCUCGCUAAAUAGUAGAUAGCAGAUUAUUCAUUCAACGUUCCUAUUCGUCCUAGACUAUGGCGACAUCAUCUAUAUGAACGCAGCUGCCACUUCAUUAAAGCCAUUAGAUGCAGUUUAUCAUAGUGUACUGUGCUUUAUCAUGGGUGACAAUUUUAGUACUCUGCAUUCUCUACCAGAAAGUUGGUUGGCCCUCUUUGAUGUCACCUAGGUUGAUACAUUGCUAUGUUUUCAUUUAUAAAGCCCUUUUACAAAAAUUCCCACUGUACCUGACAUCAUUACUAAACUUCAGACAUACGAGUUACCACACCCGGUCUCAGGGAUGGCUAACUCUGGAAAUUCCUUUGGUAUCUACUAAGUUAGGUAAAUCAGCUUUUAGUUUUCUUGCACCUUAUUUGUGGAACAAUCUUCAAAAUGUUCUUAAAUUUGAUGUUCUGGUGCCUCUAGGGCAAUUCAGAAAGCUGAUUGAGGACCUUAUUACCAAUGAAUGUGUUUGUUUUUUAUGACCGUGUUUUUCUUUCUUUCUUUCUGCUUGCAUUUUGUAUUUAUAUUUUGAUGUGUGUAUUUUCUGUAAUUUAUGUAAUUCAGGGCUCAUCUGUAAAAGAGACCUUGGUCUCAGUAUGAUUCCCUGAUAAAAUAAAGGUUAAAUAAAAUAAAUAAAUAUAUAUUGUUUACUCUCUGUGGAGUGAAUGGCUGCUGAGGAGUUUUCUGGUUUCAUUGUGAUACACAAGGGAUUACUGGGACGGAACAAAUGAGAAUAACAUCACAGAGCAUUGCUGUAUACACACUCGGCAUUCUUCUACAGGGGCUAAACAGAUCCCACAUUCUUUGCCUCCUUCCGCUGUGUCAAAAUGAUUAUUUAUCAGGAGUAUCAGUGAGAAGGUGGUGUUUUUCCGUUCCUAGUUGGACACACAUUAGGGAAGUGAUGUAGUCAUGCUGGGUUUGCACUUCUCCAUUUUCUUCUUCUUUCAACAUAUUUGACCAUUUCCAAAGAAAGUCAGUCUGUACUGAAACUGUUUGUAUCUGAGACUGAUUUUAUCUCUAAUCCACUCCCUAAUGUUUUUCACUCUCUUUCUCUGUCCCCUUCUUCUGUUCUUUCUGUCCUUUCCCCUCUCUUUACUCUUCUAUCUCUCACACACACUUUCUCCUCCUCCCUCUGUAAUGGGUAUCUGUGUAGCACAGUGUUGUUAUAGGAUAACAGGGCAAUAUAAACAGUUAGAUGUUGUACAUCAUAUCUGUAAUUUGUGUCUGAUUGUGUUCAUGUUAAGGCAUCAAAGGGCCACUUCCCUCAAGCCCUGUUGAUAUAUCCAUAUCCAGGCUACACCGUCACUGUAGCAAUUAAAACACAAGUUGACGAAAGUAAGGUGAGGGUGCAGCCUCUUCUGACACCACACAAUGACAUCACCCAUAACAUGUGUUUGUCCUAUUCAUGUCCCUCAAAGAUCAGGAAAAACAAGUUGUUAGACAUUCUGUGUGUUCCCCCCCACCCCCCACCCCCGGUUAUUUUUCUCUCUUCCUCUUUUUUUCUCACUCUGUCAUAUCCUCUUCUCACUGGCAGUCAGUUUUUGAUGUCUCAGUGAGAUUGUGAGCUCCUCUUCCAUUCUUUCUCUAUAACUCUCCUCUCUUGUUGGUUUGCUGUUUGGUGGUGGUGGCCACUGUGUUAGACCAUGGGAGACCCUAUGGCUUUCUCCUUCCUAAACAAGAGACGACGACCACGGGUUCACUGCCAAUGGAAACGGCCUCUGCUACUCCCUGGACCCCCUGGAAGAUGGACCCACAGCGGCCAUUGGACACCGGUCAGAGUGUUGGUUCAACCACACGGUCUACAAUAAUGAGAGAUGUAUCACAAACACAGGAAGAUUCAAGCUCGACCACGACCAAACUAGAGCAAGAGGAUGUGGUAACAGAAGGGUUGACUCCCCUGACUGAAGAGGGGGACAACGGUCCUGAACUGUUGACCAUGUCUAUGAUCAGUGACUGUUCGAUGCCGUUUCUGACCAUAGAAGAUGCUGGUCCUGAUGGGUCUGGUGAGCUGACCGUGGUCAGAGAAAGUUUGACCGUAGCGAAUGACGGUCCAGAGGGUUUGACUGUGGUCAGUGAGGGAGAAGGAGACGGUUCUGAUGCGGUCCGUGAGGAUAGGAGCACUUCCAGACGGAGCUACAUAGAUGGAAUCUUACCGGACCUCAUCAGGAGUGGACGACCACUCAGCAGGACGACAGAACAGUGGGACCCAGUUCUCAGAACACGGUGAGGAGAGCGAGAGGAGGAUGAGAGCUAGGAGAGAUUGAGCCUAGAAGAGAGACGGAGUGAGAGCAGAGAGAGGGAGGAGAGAGAGAGAGAGAGAUCGAUUAGAGGAGCAGAGAGAGAGAGCGAGAGAGAGGAUGAGAGAGAGAGAGAGGAGAGGAGAGGGGAGGAGCGAGAGAAAGAACAGAGAGGAGAGAAAGACAGAGAGAGAGAAAGACAGAGAGAGAGAAAGACAGAGAGAGAGAGAAAGACAGAGAGAGAGAGAGAGAGACAGAGAGAGAGUGAGAAAUGUGUGCGUGUGCUAUUUCUCUCAUCAUCCAGGAAUCUGGAUUAGGUUUCUGUUUACCACUGUGUCCGAGUUUUUCAUGACACUGUGUUUUUUUGAGGGAAAGGUUGUGUGCAUGUGCAUGUGUGUGUCUAUGUGUGUGUGUGCGUGCAUGCAUGGUUAAAGGUACUGCCUCGAAGGUGGUUUGUAUAUGUGUGUGUGUGUGUGUGUUUGCAUGUAACACUGUGUCUGUGUAUGUCUAGUUGAAGUGAAAAGGGGAAUUCUUGUAGGAAGUUGAUUAACGUGUUUCUUUACAAACUUACUUCUGUGUGUUCAGUUGAAGGAGGUGCGUCGCGAGGUGGAGCUGUCUCGGAAGCGCAGUCUGAGGCUGAAGGCUCAGGUGGACAAACUACAGGAGAACAGAGAGGGACUAGGUUGGAGUCAACACAGAGAGAAGGUAACACACACAAACACACACGCACACACACAAAUACAGACAAGCAUUCAGAGCAUUGAAGUAGAACCAGAUAUUUCAAAGAUCCUUUCAAAGGCAGAAGGCCUGGUCAUACAAUCGUUGAAACACAAACAAAAACAGUGUGAUGUAUAGAGGUUGAAUAACAACAAGAAGCACACAACAAUGGGGCUUGAAUGGAGUAUGCUGAUAACUGUGUGAGAAUGGAGUAUUACUUACUGCACACAAUAAAUUAGUCCUUUUGGUUUCUGUGGAGCACAUCACCUUUAGAAGUCUGUGUGUAUGUUGAACUUUCUUUCCCCUCUUUCGCUCUCUCCCUCUUUACGCCCCUCUUCUCUCUCUCUCCCACCCACCCAUCCCCCCUCCCCCCUCUCUCUCUCAAUCUCUCUCUUUCACUGCUCCCCCUUGCUCUUACCCUCUCGCUACCACUCUCACUCUCCCCCCUCUCUCCCUCUCGCUACCCCCCCCCCCCCCCUCGCUACCCCUAUCUCUCUCCAGGUUACAGAGGAGGUUCAGUCCAUUCUGAGGUUGUUGCUUCCUCUGACAGAGUCCAGCCCAGUAGAACCCUCUGGUCAGGAGAACAGUCUGGAUACAGCACUGGUUCUGCUGCAGAACGUAGCCCGCAAUCUAGCACUGAACCACACAGCACAGGUUAGUUUUAACUACCUCCCAGCCGCACAGUACAGGUGAGUCUAAAGUAGCUCUCAAGUCUCAGCCACACGGUACAGGUGAGCCCAGACCAUGGUCCUUAAGGACAUAUUCAGUAGACCCAAAUAGGGUGUCAUGGUUUAAUGACACAAACAUUUUGAGGAGGUGCUACCUGAUUGUCAAAACAAGAACAUCUAUUAACAUUUUGGGAUUUCAAAAUAUAUAUUUGGUCUUAGUGAAUGUGACCCAGGCUUGCACUCAUAUAGUCUCAGGUGAGCUUAAAUCCUAUCAGAAUAUAUCAGCAAACAAUUUAGGCAGAAUAACUGCUGAGGGUAUGUCUACAAGACAAGACAUUAAGGAUUGUUAAACGCAUGUAUAUCAUCAAUACCAAGAAACCAGUGGAGGCUCCUCAGAGGAGGAAGGGGAGGACCAUCCUCCUCAGUGAAUUUCAUUUUUACAUAAAACUAUACUAAAUAUACAGUGAGGGAAAAAAGUAUGUGAUCCCCUGCUGAUUUUGUACGUUUGCCCACUGACAAAGAAAUGAUCAGUCUAUAACUUUAAUGGUAGGUUUAUUUGAACAGUGAGAGACAGAAUAACAACAAAAUAAUCCAGAAAAACGCAUGUCAAAAAUGUUAUGAAUUGAUUUGCAUUUUAAUGAGGGAAAUAAGUAUUUGACCCCCUCCCAAUCAGAAAGAUUUCUGGGUCCCAGGUGUCUUUUAUACAGGUAACGAGCUGAGAUUAGGAGCACACUCUUAAAGGGAUCAAUCAAUCAAUCAGAUUCCAAACUCUCCACCAUCGCCAAGACCAAAGAGCUCUCCAAGGAUGUCAGGGACAAGAUUGUAGACCUACACAAGGCUGGAAUGGGCUACAAGACCAUCGCCAAGCAGCUUGGUGAGAAGGUGACAGCAGUUGGUGCGAUUAUUCGCAAAUGGAAGAAACACAAAAUAACUGUCAAUCUCCUUCGGCCUGGGGCUCCAUGCAAGAUCUCACCUCAUGGAGUUGCAAUGAUCAUGAGAACGGUGAGGAAUCAGCCCAGAACUACACGGGAAGAUCUUGUCAGUGAUCUCAAUGCAGCUGGGACCAUAGUCACCAAGAAAACAAUUGGUAACACACUACGCCGUGAAGGACUGAAAUCCUGCAGCGCCCGCAAGGUCCCCCUGCUCAAGAAAGCACAUAUACAGGCCUGUCUGAAGUUUACCAAUGAACAUCUGAAUGAUUCAGAGGAGAACUGGGUGAAAGUGUUGUGGUCAGAUGAGACCAAAAUCGAGCUCUUUGGCAUCAACUCAACUCGCCGUGUUUGGAGGAGGAGGAAUGCUGCCUAUGACCCCAAGAACACCAUCCCCACCGUCAAACAUGGAGGUGGAAACGUUAUACUUUGGGGGUGUUUUUCUGCUAAGGGGACAGGACAACUUCACCGCAUCAGAGGGACGAUGGACAGGGCCAUGUAAUGUCAAAUCUUGGGUGAGAACCUCCUUCCCUCAGCCAGGGCAUUGAAAAUGGGUCGUGGAUGGGUAUUCCAGCAUGACAAUGACCCAAAACACACGGCCAAGUCAACAAAGGAGUGGCUCAAGAAGAAGCACAUUAAGGUCCUGGAGUGGCCUAGCCAGUCUCCAGACCUUAAUCCCAUAGAAAAUCUGUGGAGGGAGCUGAAGGUUCGAGUUGCCAAACGUCAGCCUCGAAACCUUAAUGACUUGGAGAAGAUCUGCAAAGAGGAGUGGGACAAAAUCCCUCCUGAGAUGUGUGCAAACCUGGUGGACAACUACAAGAAACGUCUGACCUCUGUGAUUGCCAACAAGGGUUUUGCCACCAAGUAGUAAGUCAUGUUUUGCAGAGGGGUCAAAUACUUAUUUCCCUAAUUAAAAUGCAAAUGAAUUUAUAAAAUUUUUGACAUACGUUUUUCUGGAUUUUUUUGUUGUUAUUCUGUCUCUCACUGUUCAAAGAAACCUACCAUUACAAUUAUAGACUGAUCAUGUCUUUGUCAGUGGGCAAAUGUACAAAAUCAGCAGGGGAUCAAAUACUUUUUUCACUCACUGUAUUCACGUCACCAAAUAAUUGAUUAAAACACACUGUUUUGCAAUGAAGGUAUACAGUAGCCUCAACAGCACUCUGUAGGGUAGCACCAUAGCGUAGCCGGAGGACAGCUAGCAUCCGUCCUCCUCUGGGUACACUGACUUCAAUACAAAACCUAGGAGGCUCAUGGUUCUCACCCCCUUCCAUAGACUUACACAAUAAUAAUGACAAUUUCCAAUCUAUCAGAGCUCUUGCAGCAUGAACUGACAUGUUAUCCAACCAAUCAGAGAAUGAAGGAUCAGAGAAUUAAACUAGUACUGAAAGCAUAAGCUACAGCUAGCUAGCACUGCAGUGCAUAAAAUGCGGUGAGUAGUUGACUGAAAGAGAGAGAAAUACAAUAAUUCAACAGUUUUGAAGAUUCAUAAAAAAAAUUCACUUUCAGUUCACUUACUUAGCUAGCAAAUGCCCGCUAGCUUGUUUAGCCUACUGAAACACCCUGCUCAAACAGAGGGAUGCUAUGCUGGCUAUGACUAUCCAACACAACACUGGAACUCUUGCAUAUCAAAGUAAGCGUUUGGUUUGACUAAUUUAUUGCCACCGGGGCCCGCCAAUGUAACUGCUAAACUGCUUACUUACUUUACACUGUAAUCAGUGGUGAUUUUAGCGUGUAAAUCCUGGUGGAGCAAACUCCCGAAAAAUUUUGGGGAUACAUGCCAGCAAAGCCACUACAUAACACUAAACAAUACAUUAAUUGGACUAUAACGGUGACAAAUGGUGCCCACAAACUGUUAGGGCCUACAUAAAGCUAUCCCAACAGCAGUCCAAACAUCUUACCACUGCUACACCUGGCUAUCAGCGGGGCCUUGUCUGUCAGCAAAACAGUUAAUUCAGCCUAAUUUACUGCCUUUUAAAAAAACAUCGCUGAUAUGGCUGACUUGCUUAAACAAAUGUGGUUUCUACUGACAAUUGAGAUGUACAAACUAUGGCAUAAGGUGACGACGAGCUGAUAAGAGGCAAUCCGUAAUUUGAUUAAGACAUUAAUGUGCGAGCUAGGACGGAUGUAGUCAAUAUAACUAUUUGUUCAGCACUUUAGAAAUGUACAGCGACAUCAUUCAGAAAAUGGGCCGUUCUUACAGUAUUCUCCCUGUACACCAAGUCAGAAAAAGGGGGCAUAUAAGCAGACAAUGAAAGCUCUUACAAUAUUCAAUGAUGACAUUUCUCUAAAACAGGUUAUAGGCUACAUAUGCACCACCAAGUCAGAAGAGUAGGCUAAAUUAUGCGUGGAAAAGUGAUCAAAUUAUUAGGGUGAGGCACAUUGGCUACUAACAGCUUACUACACAACAUGCACUUAAUAUUACUUUCUUAGCUACAGUAUACAUAUCUCCCUGGCAUAUUACAUCAUUUAUGCAGCAGCAUAUAAGGACUUACCUUGUUGUGCUCACUUGAACAGGAAGGUGGCGCGGCGGUACUUCGUGGGCAAAUUUUGUCAUCAAACUUUGUCAUCAAAGUCUGGCAUUCUCUGGAUUUAUGGUGUUUUCAAGACAACUGGGAACUCUGAAAAAAACAAGGUUGAAUUAUGACGUUAGUGAUCUUCAGUUCAGAGCUCUUGAAAGAGGCCCGAGUUCCCCAUAGAGUUUGCAGUGACAUAGUGUCCCCAUGAGUGACAGAACACUGAGCCGAUCACGGCGCAACUAGAGAACAUUACCAACCCCUACGCUCUGUAUUUUCCGCUGGCUGCCCCACCACCACAGAAAGCAUUGAGCUAGGCUGAAAUACCUGCAUUUUGGAGCUGCCUGACUCAAGAAAGCGAAAUUGAGACCAUGUUUGUAUGCGGCAAUGUUUUUUAGUUUUUUUACAUUGUUUGCAAACUGAUAUGUGACACGUAUUAAUGCCAAAAUAACAUGCAAAACAGGUGGGGCCCAAAACAGGUGGGGUUCUGACUAUGACGUUACUUUAGCUAAUAUGGUGACAACAAUGUAGGCUGUGUGUAGCGGUUAUGAUAUGGUUUGUUUUGGAAUGUUUUUUUCGCCUGGUCACAUACAGCUGAUGUGUUGUGCAUUGAAGUCAACAAAUUAAGGGAAGAGGUGAGGGGAGGAGAGCUCAAAGAUGAGAGAAGGAAUACAACGUGGCUACUAUGAAAACCGAUUCUUAAACGGAAGCAAACGGAACAAAAUGGGGAUAAACAUACCUGCAUUUGUCCAACUCUCAUUUGCAACUGUUGGAAUAAUGAUUACACCCUAUAUCAGCUAGAUGCAGGCAAGAGUGCGCAAGGUGGUAUUGAAUGUGUCACUGUCUGUCCAUGUGUCACUGUCACCUAAAAUAUUUAUCUCGUCCUGUGUGGACCUGCGUUGUAAACUUUAAUUCAUAGGCUAGGUUGUAGCAACCUCAUGAUGGGUAUAGGGAAAAUGUGAGUAUCAUGUAGUAGCCUAAACCUAUCAAUGUUACAUUGAACUGGGUGAAUGGAAAAUAAAUGAGUCAUCCAAUAUGCUGUAAUAGAAAUAAGGCCAUGCUCAUCUUAAACGGCACCGACCGGCACUGCAAGAAACACAAUUUUAUGUCAAUGACACCUAUGAAUGUCAAUAAAACAAACUUCCUUUCUUUCCCAACCACUCUUUCCUUUGUUUACCAAGGAUUCCAAGUCCGGGGGUCAGAGAGAAAACGGUGUCUCUGACAGUGCUGUUCUACAACAGGCACUACGUGACAGAGAUGAUGCCAUGGAGAAGUGAGUAUAUACACACACACACACACACAAAUACACAUGCAGACACACAUGGCUCACACACUAACACACACACACGCACACACCGCACACACACACACACACACACCACGGCAAAGAGAGUUGUCAAUGCCGCUCGUCUGUAGAAGAAUAACAUUGAUAUUUUGUUUUAUUCGACUUCCUGUUGUACAGGAAGAAGGCCAUGGAGGCGGAGCUUCUCCGCAGUAAGACAGAGAUGAUGUUACUUAACAACCAGCUGCUGGAGGCCGUGCAGAAACGACUGGAGCUCGCUCUGGAACUAGAGACCUGGAAGGUACUGAGAGAGAUAGAGGGAGGGGUGGGGGAGAGGGAGAGACAGAGGGAGGGAGAUGGACAAGGGAAGAGGGAAAGGAUGAGGGAGGAGGGGAGAGAGGGAGAGAGGGAGAAGGAGAGGGAGGAAGGGAGAGACAGAUAGAGUGCAGAGAGAGAGAGUAGAGAGAGAGAGCGUCACAGUCUAUGGGAAGGAAAAAGGGAUAUGUCUGAGACAUACAGUGGGAACAUAUAAGCUCAGCUGGGGAGAGGUGUUACUGUGGAAAACAAGCUCUGACUAAUCAGGGGCCAAUAGCAAAUUACCCAUGGUUUAACACCAGUGUUGGGGUAAACUACAUUUAGUUAAAUGAGUAAUUGAAUAACAUUUUGUAGUAGCUUGGUGGUAGUUCAACAAAAUUCUAAUAUUGGGAGUGUUUUCAGUAGUUAAUUGCUUUUUUGCCAUGUAGUGGUGUAGCUAAAUACAGGAACUACACACUACGGACCAAAUAAUGAUGAUCCACACUUCUUUGAAAAUAUAUAUAAUAAAUUAUCAACUCUGCAAGCAAUUCAAGACUCUAUUAUUAUGGUGGGAGAUUAUAAUACCGUUUUAAAUAGCUCAAUGGACCGUAUAGUAAAUCACACUACAAACAAUCACCCUCGUGCUCUUAAGGAAAUCGUGAAUGUCAUGGAUACAUUAGAACUAGUAGAUAUAUGGAGGCUUAAAUAUCCUGAUCUAGUGAGAUAUACAUGGCGGAGACUCAAUUAAGCUAGUUGUCUUGACUUCUUUCUUAUGUCAUUCUUGUUGGCACCAAAAGUUUAAAAAGUGUUGAUAGGGGACAGAAUGCGGUCGGACCAUCAUAUAAUUGGCAUAUACAUUACUCUUACUGAAUUUCCACGUGGGCGAGGAUAUUGGAAAUUUUAUCAAAGCCUAUUGGAUGAUAACUUGUUUUUAACUAGGACAGAGGAAUUUAUAACUGUUUUUUUUCCCGACAUAACAUAGGUACAUCAAAUCCCCUUAUUGUAUUGGACACCUUUAAAUGUGCCUUUAGAGGCCAUGCAAUUCAGUACUCAUCUCGAAAACAAAAGCAUUUUAUGUCAAAAGAGUCCACACUUACAAAGGCAAUAGAAGGUCUAACAGAACAGAUAGAUAGCAAUAAAAACUGUAACAUAGAGGCUCAGAAUAAAUUAGAGAAACAAAAAGAAAUGGAGAAACUUAUUCAAGAAAGAUCAAGUGUAAUAUAUUAUACAAAUACAGCAAACUGGAUGGAAUAUGGGGAAAAAUGCACCAAAUUAUUUUUUAAUCUUCAACAUAGGAAUGCUACCAAAAAUAAUUUACUGAAACUGGUUACAAAUGACGGAGUCACCCAUGAUUCACCAAAUGAUAAUUUGAAGGAAGAAACAAAGUACUUUAAGCAUAUGUUUUCGUUUCAGUCGCCUCCAUCUCCUCUAACUGAAGCAAAUUGUAGAGAUUUUUUUCUAUUGAUAAUGUAAAAUUAACAGCCAUACAGAAAGACUCAUGUGAAGGUGAAAUUACAGAGGAGGAACUUCUGGAUACAAUUAAAGACUUUAAGUCCGGGAAAACUCCAGGGUUGGAUGGCAUACCAGUUGAGGUAUACCAAACCUUUUUUGAUAUACUCAGAGGACCGUUAUUAGCAUGUUUUAACCACUCCUAUGUAAAUGGUAGAUUAUCAGACACUCAAGAAGAAGGUCUGAUUUCAUUAUUACUGAAACAGGAUACAAGUGGAAAAUAUAAAUUGGAGGCCCCUUACACUUCAGUGUUAUGAUGCAAAAAUUCUAGCAAAAUGUAUAGCGCAUAGAAUUAAAAAGGUAUUGUCGGACAUUAUUCAUUCUAAUCAGACAGGUUUUUUACAUGGGCGAUACAUUGGAGAUAAUAUAAGGCAAGUACUGGAAACAAUAGAACACUAUGAAAAAUCUGGGAAACCACGCCUGCUAUUCAUAGCAGACUUCGAAAAGGCAUUUGAUAAAGUACGACUGGGGUUUAUAUAUAAAUGCCUGGAGCAUUUCAAUGUUGGACAAUCUCUUAUACAUUUGGUUAAAAUCAUGUAUAGUAACCCUAGGUGUAAAAUAGUAAAUAAUGGCUAUUUCUCAGAGAGUUUUAAACUGUCAAGAGGAGUGAAACAAGGUUGUCCACUAUCGGCAUGUCUAUUUAUUAUGGCCAUCGAGAAGUUAGCUAUUAAAAUCAGAUCGAAUAAUAAUAUCAGAGGAUUAGAAAUCCAGGGCUUGAAAACAAAGAUGUGCUGAUGAUUCAUGUUUUCUUUUAAAUCCACAACUUGAAUCCCUCCACAGCCUCAUAGAGGAUCUAGAUACAUUUUCUAAUCUCUCUGGAUUAAUAAAUGUAGUAUAUUACGUAUUGGAUCACUAAAAAAUUAAACUUUUACAUUACCAUGUAGUUUACCAAUAAAAUGGUCUGAUGGUGAUGUGGAUAUACUCGGAAUACAUAUCCCAAAUGAAAUAAAUGAUCUCACUCCAAUAAAUGUUAAUAGAAAGUUAGCAAAAAUAGAUAAGAUCUUGCUACCAUGGAAAGGUAAAUACCUGUCAAUUUGUGGAAAAAUCACCCUGAUUAACUCUUUAGUAUUAUCCCAGUUUACCUAUUUGCUUAUGGUAUUGCCUAUGCCUAGUGAACAGUUUUUUAAAUUAUAUGAGAAAAUAAUAUUCCAUUUUAUUUGGAACGGCAAGCCAGUCAAAAUUAAAUGGGCCUAUUUAUAUAAUGAAUAUGAAUUCGGAGGACAGAAAUUAUUAAAUAUUAAAGCAUUAGACUUAUCACUAAAAGCUUCAGUCAUACAAAAGUUAUACUUAAAUCCGAACUGGGUCUCUAGCAAAUUAGUAAGAUUGUCUCACCCAAUGUUCAAGAAUGGCCUUUUUUCCCUUUAUUCAGAUUACAACCUCUCACUUUAAGUUAUUUGAAAAGGAAAUAAUCUCCCAAAUAUCACUAUUUCUAAAACAAGCCAUAGAAAGUCGGUUGCAAUUUCAAUUUAAUCGUCCAGAAAUGACUGAACAAAUAUUGCAACAAAUAUUGUGGUUAAACUCAAAUAUACUAAUUGAUAAAAUAAAAUUGUGAGUUAUGUCACACAUGCAUAUGGAAAUGUCUGCUCUACCCAAAAUUACAACCAAAUAAUUGCAGCAUUACUGCAAAAAUGGAAGAGGAAAGUGGAAGAGGGAAAAAGUAAGGAACUUGUCUGUCGGCCUUGCAUUAAAGAACAUAAUUGGUUAAAGAAAAUUGUGAUAAAUAAAAAGGUAUACCAGUUUCAUUUAAGGACCAAAGGAUUGACAGCCGUCCCAUAUAGAUUGCAAAAUAGUUGGGAAGAGAUUUUUGACAUACCGAUUCCAUGGCAUAGUGUUUAUGAACUGAUACGCAAAACGACGCCGGAUUCAAAACUUAAAAUCUUUCAAUUUAAAUUAUUAUAUACAAUUCUUGCUACCAAUAGAAUGUUAUUUAUAUGGGGGAUACAAUCUUCCUAGCUCUGAAGAUUUUGCUGCGAAGAGACAGAAUCAUUAGAUCAUUUGUUUUGGUACUGUCCAUUUGUAGCUUGUUGUUGGACAAAGGUCCAGGAAUGGCUAAACAAUUGCAAUAUUUACCUGGAGCUAAACCUGCAGAUAGCACUACUGUGUGAUCUGAAAAGCCAUAGUCAAUCGAUCAAUAAUAUAAUAAUACUUUUAGCAAAAUUGUUUAUUUUCAAUUUACGAUCUGUAUAAACAAUGAGAAUAGAAAUGUUCAGAACUUUUGUAAAACAUCACAGUACAGUUGAAAAAUAUAUGGAUGGUGUUAAGAGAUAGAUGGGAGGUGUUGAAUGGAGCUGAAGGAUGGGACUAAUAACAACAACUAAUAACAACAAGAUAAGUAAUGUAAAGCAUACUGUGUCCAUAAUAAGUAUAUAGGUUAUAUGUUGAGAGCUUUUGUGAAAGAGCACAGUUAGAAAAAUAUGGCAUAUAGAAGCAAACCAGAUGGGCAUCAUGAAAAUGAUCGGAGGAAGUUCAGGAGUAAAAACAAACAAAAUAUAAUUAUUGUAAAAUUUGACUGUGUCCGGCCCUGCAUAGGUAUGAAAUACACAUACAUUAUUUACACUGUAAUAUCACCAGCUGGUGUCCUGGCAUGAUACUGUAGUAAUUGAGACUGGGGCCUCAGGGGUCAUCUUGUGAGAGACCAGCUCCCUCUAGUGGUGCAAUAGAACAUUAUAUUACAUAUAUUACCCUCUUGGUGACAGUAGACCACUGAUCUAGCAACAGCUGGCUUAUUCUUUCUCCUGAUCAUAACCAUUUGUGAAUUAGGGUACAUAGCUGAUCCUAGGUCAGAUUGAACUAGAAAGACAAUGGUGCACUGCCCAAGUAGUCAGAAUAUAUACCAAGUUGUACCAAGUUUGGUGUCUAAGGGGUAGAAGUUGCAGCAGUGGGCAGAAAAAGAUAAACAAUAUAAAUACAAUUGCAAUACUGGAAUACCAUUGAUGAGAUGAAUAAAAAACGUAUCUUUAUUAGGACGAUGUCCAGAUGAUCCUCCAGCAACAGCUCCAGAGCCAGCAGCAGCAGGCAGCAGAACAAGCCCAGAGGAAGCCCUCCCGUCUGGGGCUGCUGAGGAGGACCAACAGACCCCCCAUCCAGAGGCCAGUCUCUACCCCCUUGACCUACACCCCUGGACAGGUUCCCGUUAGUACCCCCGUCCCUUCCCCCUCUCCCACCCCCCAAUGUACCCCUGUCACCUGGAGGGACAGGCUGAAAAUGGGGAAGGUGGGUCGUCAUGGUGACCAGGAUGCAGAGCAGGCAUUGCAGGCAUCGCGGUCGACGUGCAGCAGCAGACUGGAGGAGGGGUUUCAUACCAUAGACUUAUAA
This is a messenger RNA of Coregonus sp. 'balchen', 28390 nucleotides long. The record is from the annotation of a GenBank genome assembly. Lineage: Eukaryota; Metazoa; Chordata; Actinopteri; Salmoniformes; Salmonidae.